AUCUCGUUCACAUUUGCCGCCAUGGCCCCAACUCAAUACCUGGCUCUCUGGUCGAAUCUUGCCACCCGCGCUGCCAAUGAGCACCACACCAGAGUCCCUCUCAUCCAGGGUGUCGCCAUUGGUCUCGUGAUUCUGGCGUUCGUUAUCUGUACAUUGCGCCUGGUCAUUCGCCUGAAGAGACGUACUGCGAGCUAUGAAGACAGCUUCAUCGCAAUUGCCAUGAAAGCGGCUGCCGCUGGCUAUGGCGCCCUCAUGUCUACACUUACUGACGAACAACUGGCGAGAGCUCUCAUGUGGUUCUGGUGGGCCCAAGUACUGUACAAACUGACCAUUUGGCCUACCAAGCUGUCCAUCCUCUUCCUCUAUCUUCGCGUGUUCGGCGAUACACCCAAUGUUACAGCCUUCGGUGUCAACUUCCGCAAGUCUGUGCACGUGUUGAUGGCCUUCUCUGCGAUCUUCUGUGUUGUUACGCUCAUCGUCAACGUCCUCUCGUGUAUUCCCGUCAGCCACUAUUGGGACAAGGAUUCUCCUGGACAUUGUGGCGUGGAUCCCUUCAGCUGGUGGCUGGCACAGUCUCUCCUCAAUACCAUCUCCGACAUUAUAAUCCUUGUCUUACCGAUGCCAUUGGUCAAGAACCUGCUCAAGAUUCCUGCCCGUCAGAAGUUUGGUCUUUGCUUGGUCUUCUCACUUGGCGGCUUACAUUCGAUACUCGGGUUCGCUGACAUUUGCUUCAAGUNNGUGGUCAUUGUCACAAUUAUGCGCAUUACAACUUUCAAAACAGGAGGUCUUGGCGACGAUACUACUUAUGACGGUGCUGUUACUCUCUGUUGGACCAUAGUUGAGACCAAUGUUUCCAUCAUCUGUGCCUGUCUGCCAUUGCUCCGCCCGUUUAUCGCCCGUAUGAUUCCUGGAUUCUGUGGCGGCUCUGAUCUGCGCAGCAGCAACAGCUACCCCAUGGCUCAGCCUACCACUUCAGAUGAUGCUCCCAGAUACAGGCCUCGCAGCAGCCAUGUUCCUGAAAGAAUGCGCCCUCGUUCCUGG
This is a messenger RNA of Aureobasidium musti, 1041 nucleotides long. The record is from the annotation of a GenBank genome assembly. Lineage: Eukaryota; Fungi; Ascomycota; Dothideomycetes; Dothideales; Saccotheciaceae.